This is a messenger RNA of Raphanus sativus (radish), 1917 nucleotides long. Its product is annotated as protein CYPRO4-like. The transcript is spliced from 2 exons. Gene Ontology annotation, cellular component: nucleus; cytoplasm. The record is from RefSeq and is a predicted model, not a curated record. Lineage: Eukaryota; Viridiplantae; Streptophyta; Magnoliopsida; Brassicales; Brassicaceae. Gene Ontology annotation, molecular function: protein binding. The coding region runs from base 89 to 1801 and encodes 570 amino acids.
AGUUAGUGAACACCUGCUCUAAAGAAACCCUAGUUUUCAAAUUUCGAACUUGCGCUCUUCUCCACCUACCUACAUUUGAAUCUCCUUCAUGGAUCGUCGUUGUCUAAAAUCUCCUUCAUCAGUACUAGACGAAGUUGAAACAAAGCUCAGAGCUUUGAAGCUGAAAUACACAUCAACGGAGGAGCAAGAAGCACCUCCUAACUCGGUUGAGCUUUUGCGCUACAUCAAUGGAAACACUCCCAAAGCCAAAUGGGUCGCAGCUGAGAAACUCACCUCUUACUGCUUCCUCAAGACGACAUCAUCCCACGAAGACUCGGAGAAGGAAUGGUGGGUUCUGAAGGUCGGGAGUAAGAUCCGAGAGAAGGUCUCCGAUGAAAUGCGGUUGAAGAAGGCGUAUAAAGAUCAAAGAGCUGAGUUCGUUGCUCAAGGUGGAUAUUGGGCGUUGAGCUUCAGCAGCGGAGGAGAAGACCUCCUAACCGCCUUUGUAAGCAGCUUUAACAAUUGCUUGUUUGAGAACAAUCAUGGUGAUGACUUGAAUGAAGCUAACAUCUUUGACAAAGAUUUCAAUCCUGAUGAUUCCAUGUGGGAAGAAGCUGAUGAUAUUUUGCUUAAGACCCCCCCACGGGACCUCCUUACUGAGGCUUUUGAGGAAGCUACGAGUGAGGAGAGCAUACAUAGCUUAGCUCUAGGUGCUUUGGAUAAUAGCUUUCUUGUAGGUGAUUCUGGUAUUCAAGUUUUCAAGAACAUGAGGCAAGGGGUUCAGGGGACUGGUGUUUUUGUUGACUUUGACGCCGCUGCUUAUGCCUCACCACCAAACAAGAAGAAGAAGGCUCUUCUCAUGAGAGCUGAGACCAACAUGUUGCUCAUGAGUCAAAACCCAGGAAUCCAUCAGCUUGAUAUUGAAACUGGCAAGGUUAUUUCGGAAUGGAAGUUUGAGAAAGACGGAGUCGAUAUCUCUAUGACUGACAUUACUAAUGAUGCUAAAGCUGCUCAACUCGACCCAUCUGGAUCUACCUUUCUCGGUUUGGACACCAAUAGGCUUUGCAGAUGGGAUAUGCGUGACCCUGUUGGGAUGGUUCAGGAUCUUGCUACCCCCACUGUCUUGACUUGGGCUCAGGGGCAUCAGUUUUCUAGAGGGACUGGGUUCAGUUGCUUUGCAACUACUGGUGAUGGCUCAAUUGUUACUGGUUCUUUUGAUGGCCAGAUUAGACUCUACUCAAGGGACAAUUUGAAUAAGGCUAAGACGGCUUUCCCUGGACUUGGUGCCCCUGUAACUCAUGUGGACGCUACUUACGAUGGGAAAUGGAUUGUUGGUACAACUGAUACAUAUCUCAUUGUUAUCUCUACCCUUUUCACUGAUAAGGCUGGUAAGACAACGACUGGCUUUGAGGGUCCCAUGGGAAAUAACAUGUCUGCACCAAGGUUGCUCAAGCUAACACCUCUCCACGCCCAUUUAGCUGGAUCCAACAACAAGUUCCGCAAUGCUCAGUUUUCAUGGGUCACGGAGGAUGGGAAACAAGAGCGUCAUGUUGUGGCAACUGUUGGCAAAUUCAGUGUGAUAUGGAACUUUCAGCAAGUGAAGGAUGGAUCUCACGAAUGCUACCAUGAGCAGGAAGGGAUGAAGAAAUGCUAUUGCUACAAGAUAGUCCUUCGAAAUGAAUCUAUUGUGGACAGCCGUUUCAUGAACGACAACUUUGCAGUCUCUGGUUCUCCUGAAGCGCCUCUGGUCAUUGCAACUCCCAUGAAAGUCAGCUCUUUCAGCUUAUCCAGCAAGAGAGGAAGGAAGCAAGCAAGUGAUUGACCAUUAAUUUAUAAAUAUUAUUAUCAUAAUUUUAGCUUUGUAUAAAAAAGAGUUUGUUGCUAAAUAUUAAUCGUGUGAUACAAAAAUAUAAUAUAUCAAAACAAUGGGUAAUAUAA